Fundulus heteroclitus (mummichog) is the source of this 1831-nucleotide messenger RNA. Its product is annotated as photoreceptor-specific nuclear receptor. NCBI's taxonomy places the organism in Eukaryota, Metazoa, Chordata, Actinopteri, Cyprinodontiformes, Fundulidae. Gene Ontology annotation, molecular function: nuclear receptor activity; RNA polymerase II cis-regulatory region sequence-specific DNA binding; zinc ion binding. The transcript is spliced from 8 exons. Gene Ontology annotation, biological process: negative regulation of transcription by RNA polymerase II; positive regulation of transcription by RNA polymerase II; anatomical structure development. The coding region runs from base 182 to 1441 and encodes 419 amino acids. The record is from RefSeq and is a predicted model, not a curated record.
UAACUCAUUGACCCUACGUUACAUCAGACACAGGAAGCUGUUUGUCUUGGAUGCUUUUUUUUUUUAGCAAUACAAUACAUUUAGGCUGUUUGUGUUUUCAGUUUUUUUGAUUAAUUGAUUUGAUUUGUGUAUCCUCUAAAAGCUUCAAUUGCAAUAUUUACACAUAGUGGUAUAAUAUCAGAUGGAAGACCCGGUGAUUAAAAUUAAUUUUUUUUCACCGAAUGGCUCCGGCAACUUCACACAACAGAGCCCAGACGGACUUCAAGAAGAUAAAGGUCCUCUCAAAGCGCUCGGUGAAGCCAUGCUUUGCAAAGUGUGCUCCGAUUCAAGCAGCGGGAAACACUACGGCAUAUAUGCAUGCAAUGGCUGCAGCGGCUUCUUUAAACGCAGCGUACGGCGGAGACUCAUCUACAGGUGUCAGGCUGGGACGGGCCGAUGUCCUGUUGACAAAGCCCAUCGGAACCAGUGCCAAGCCUGUCGACUAAAGAAGUGUCUCCAAGCUGGCAUGAACAAAGAUGCGGUGCAGAAUGAGCGUCAGCCUCGAAGCUCCUCUCAUGUCAGUCUCGACUCCAUUAAUGUGGAGGCCAAGAAGAAAGACCUGGUGACCACGCAGGACCUGCCUGCUUCCGAUCCCUAUUUAUCUGUUAGAUUUAGACCCCUGGUCUCUUUGUCUGCGAUCAGUUCUGCGUCUAUUCAGCCCUGCAGCAAUCCAAAUACUCACCGCUUUAUGGUCAGCUUGCUGACCGCAGAGACUUGUACCAAACUGGAGCCCGAGGAUGAUGAGGAGAAUAUCGACGUGACAACAAACGAUGCAGAGGAGAGCUCUUCGUUAGACGGCAGCAGGCUCACAUACUCCUCCAGCUCUUCAGAAAGCUUCUACGAGACAUCAGCCCGACUCCUCUACAUGUCUGUGAAGUGGGCGAAAAAUUUGCCCGCUUUUACACACUUGCCAUUUCGAGACCAGGUGAUUCUGCUGGAAGAAGCUUGGAGUGAGAUGUUCCUCCUGUGUGCCAUCCAAAUGUCGCUACCCAUGGAUAGAUGUUUAAUUCUGUCUCCGGAGCUUUCCCCCACUCAUGAGGCUAAGCUCAACCUCGCCUCAUCUGAGCCGCAGAUUCUUGAAGAUGUAUUCGGCCGUUUCAAGGCUCUGAUUGUCGACCCGACUGAAUUCGCUUGUCUGAAAGCAAUAGUUUUGUUCAAGCCGGAGACACGCAACCUCAAAGACUCGGGGCAGGUUGAAGAUCUGCAGGACCAGUCACACUUGCUAUUGGGUCAGCACAUUCAGUCGGAGUACCCCGGCCAGUCCGCAAGGUUUGGGAGGCUCUUACUUCUGCUACCGUCUCUGCGUUUCGUGAGUCCAAGUAAGAUAGAGCAGCUGUUCUUUCACAGGACAAUUGGCAACACACCCAUGGAGAAGCUGCUGUGUGACCUGUUCAAAAACUGAAGGUGCAUAAACAGAAGCUGCCCCAAAAACCAUCCUUGUUUCAUGUUCCAACUGUGGCAUCCGUGUGUUGUAUCUUAGCAGUGAAAGGUUUUGUCUACUGGAUCAUUUUCAAUGAGAGUGUGUUUCUUCUGUGACUGAUUCGAGAAACUUUCAGAAAAAGAUCAGACCUCUUGUUUGUUUUUACCACAAGAACAUUAACACAAUUAAUGAAAAAGGCCUGAUUUGCUUCAAUAUCAGUAUUUUAGUUUUGUUUAUCUCAGGCUUACUCAAGCUUUCCAUUGCAAAAAAAAACUUUCUUUGUGUCAAGGCAUGUAAAUCUGAUAUUUGUGAAUACCUUCCUCAUCAAUAAAGUUUGAAAUUUGGUGUUUAUUUGGUUUAUUUGAUCAAAAA